AUUCAAUGUAGAUCUAGUUCCAAAUGUAUUUACCUGUAUUUGCAAGACAAGAGCAUCGUGUUGUAUUUUUCGCGUGACGUCGACUUUGAGUGCCUGGUUGCAAUGACAAUGAUAAAUAACUGGAAAGAGUCGAAUUUUAACGAAAACGAAUGUAGGUCAACAGGAAAGGCCAAACCGGAAGCUUUUCGUUCAGGACUUUGACCUACUUGCUUGGUGGAGGAAGAGGUGUUUCUAUAUAUUCCUUCGUUAAAAUGGCAUAUACAGGCUAUGGAGGUCAGUCUGCAGGAGCUCCAAUAUAUAACCCACCCAUUCCUUACAAGUCUCCAAUAUCAGCUGGCCUGAGCCAUGGGAAGAUGAUCUUCAUUACAGCAUAUAUACCCCAGACUGCUAAUAGAUUUCAAGUAAACCUGGAAUGUGGUAUGCAUGACAAUGCGGAUAUAGCCUUCCAUUUUAACCCUCGAUUUGAGGGUCUAAAUUCAGUGAUUCGCAAUUCACGUGUCGGUGGAGGUUGGCAACAGGAGGACAGGAGUGGUCCAUUCCCAUUCUCUCAGAAUCAGACAUUUGAGAUGAUCAUCCUGACACAGAAUGAUUGCUACAAGGUUGCUGUGAAUGGCCUACAUCUGCUUGAGUUCAAACACAGAUUGUCUGUACAACAGGUCAACACAUUGACUAUAGAAGGAGACAUCAAUGUGCAAAUGAUUCGCUUCCAGGACCCCACUCCACCUGCUGGGGCAUUUCAACCACCAUCUUACAACCCAGGAUUUCCCAUGGGAACAGUGCCUCCAACUAUAGGUGGUCAGCCUGGAUAUCAACCCCCAACAGGGGCUGCUCCUGGAUUCCCCCCAGCAGGGGUUGCUCCUGGAUUCCCACCAGCAGGGGCUGUCCCUGGAUUCCCCCCAGCAGGAUCAGGCCCAGGGUAUCCUCCAGCUGGUGGAGUUCCUCCUGGGGCACCCUCUGGUGCUACUCCACCACCUCCAAGUGGCCCCAGUUUUAGCUAUACAAUGCCAUAUGUAUCAACUAUCCCUGGUGGAAUGUAUGAGGGGAGGAUGAUCUUUAUUAGUGGAAUACCUAACCCUGGUUGCGACAGGUUUAAUAUUAACUUGAUGACUGGUGUUAAGGAGUCUGAUGAUAGAGCCUUCCACUUUGAUGCUAGAAUCAACUGGGGGUCUCCUCGCAACCAGUGUGUCAGGAACUCCUGCCUGUCUGGGCGGUGGGGGGAGGAGGAGAAGCAUGCCCCUUACUUCCCAUUCACUCCUGGGGUCAAUUAUGACAUUUGCAUUUUGGUCACAGACAAGGGUUAUAAGGUGUCUGUGAACAACAAUCAUUACAUUGAAUUCCGACAUCGUCUGAAGGGUCUCACUCGUAUUAACACUUUGAGAAUAGAGGGAUCAACCAAGCUUACAAACAUUAGAAUGCAAGAACAGAUCCGUAAAUCACUAAGUAAAUACACCAACAGUUGCAAGUUCAUAUAUUAUCAAAGUGCAGACAUAUAUCAGGUAGAGCAUAAUAAGAUGAAUUGGGUCUUUGCAAUAGUUGUUCUCGUACAACUGGAGAUUUAUCAGGGAUGUUCUUUAGUGAAACAAGAUGUGGCCCAUCCAAAAUAUGGACCAGUGAAGAUUAUGAAAGAGGCUGAAAAUGUGCUCCUUGCAACCUUUCUCUUUAAUACCAGUAACAUGGAUCUUAAUAUUGGUGAAUUUGAGGUACAUUGUGUGUUCAAAUCCUCAAUUGCUGUCCAGGAGUUUCGAAACACAAGUAUUGGUAUAGUUGGAAUUGUUGUAAUGGACAGCUGCAAGGGAAGCAUGCAGAUGGUUGAGAAUGGGACGUACAUAAUAGCACUUAAUCCAAAUGAUUGUCCAGUGGGAUCACAUAAUGAGCAUUGCUUCAGUUUAGCAGAAAUAACAGCCUUACAAGAAGCUGUGUUUCAACCAAAAGCUGACAAUUUACAAACAGUUGAAACAUUUGUGGAUUCUCAAAUGUCACAGCUGUGACAAUGGAUGAUACUUGUCCCAUGCGUAAUGUAACACCAGAGACGUGUAUAGUAGCAGACAAUGGGGCUGGAAAUGUAGACACACUUGCCAGCUUGUUAUUGGCAAUGAUUCUGAUAAGUUUGGGGAUGUAGAUACAGAUAUAGAUAAUUCAAUUUCCAAUUCAGUGAUACAUAAGAUGGAAUGAAUGUAUCAAAAUUAUUAACUUCACAUCACAAAUGGCAAAAUAAAUAUGUUUAUUUGAAAAAAGAUUUAUAUACUGAUAAGGUGCUUUUAUAAAAAUAACUAUUUAAUUUAUUUUUUUUAGAAAUGGGAAUUUAUGAUAGUCAAUAUCUGUAAAUUAGUCUUAUACAAAAUCCCUGUACUAAUGUUCUUCCACAUCCCUUCUCAAAAUUGAAGUUGAUCAUUUUAUUUUCUGAGAAUGUGUUCAACCAAGCACCACAACAGCAAGAAUACGACUGGGGCAGAUAAACAGUUUUUAAUGGGAUAAUGACCAAGCACACAGGGUCACCCUGACAACAACCAGUACAGUGGAUCAGUUGGGACUGUCACAACAUUAGCAUGCCCCAUAUUCCCCUACUUUUGUCCAGAGUGAGUGGGUACAACAAUAAAAAAAAUAUAGUGUUGAUGGUGGCAAUUAUGGAGAGUAAUAUGUAGAUAAAAAUUGAGCAAUGAAAUGUACAUGAUUUUAAUAAAAUAGAGUGUUUAAAACUAACA
Owenia fusiformis is the source of this 2702-nucleotide messenger RNA. Lineage: Eukaryota; Metazoa; Annelida; Polychaeta; Sabellida; Oweniidae. The record is from the annotation of a GenBank genome assembly.